Mesitornis unicolor (brown roatelo) is the source of this 1095-nucleotide messenger RNA. Its product is annotated as cytoplasmic dynein 1 intermediate chain 1-like. Bases 1 to 249 code for a protein of 82 amino acids. NCBI's taxonomy places the organism in Eukaryota, Metazoa, Chordata, Aves, Mesitornithiformes, Mesitornithidae. The transcript is spliced from 3 exons. The record is from RefSeq and is a predicted model, not a curated record.
AUGUCGCUUGAGGUUCCCACAGCCAGCGUCACCAUAGAAGGAGCUUCAGCCCUCAACCGUGUCCGCUGGGCCCAGGCUGGGAAGGAGGUAGCAGUUGGCGAUUCAGAAGGCCGCAUAUGGAUCUAUGAUGUUGGAGAGCUGGCUGUUCCCCACAACGAUGAGUGGACACGCUUCGCUCGGACACUGGUGGAGAUCCGCGCCAACCGAGCUGACAGCGAAGAGGAAGGGGCGGUGGAGCUGUCGGCCUAGAGCGGGAGAAGGAGCAGCGGCCGCCGCCAGCAUAGCAGCUUCCCCCGCCGAGGCCGUGGCGUUCGGUGUCAGAGCCAGUCUUGCUGCGGUUCUCAGUGCCAGUGUACGUGCCAGUGUUGCUCAGAGCAUUCCGUAUUAAUCACGCUGCCGCUUUACACGAGGCUGAAAAUAUCCAGAGCAUUUUCAUACUUUAUAUUUCUGCCUGAAAAGUAAGAAAGAAAAGACAAAUCAACCCUUUAUGGGUUUAGUUGUUGCCUUUUAACUACUUAGUAGCUGUAUUUAAUAGCUAGGAACCCCUGGUUAAACUUAUGCUCACAUUGCCCUUCUGGCAGAGUCCUAUUAAAUCCAUAUGAAGCCAGAUAUGAUUACGUGCAGAUGUGGUGUGCUUCACUGUAUGGGACUGGGCCAAAGACUUUAGAUGUGGUGUUUCACAUGGUGACUUACAUUAUGAAUGGAUGUACUAUACGAAAGUUGCUGCUCCUUAUUUAUUGCGGUGUGCUGCAUGGAACAUAUUUAUUUGAAAGCAUUAAAAUAAACGAUCCUAAAGCAUGUGCAUAAUGAGAGAACUGCAUUGUCUGUGUGCUGCUGUAGAGGUUACAUUAAAGUCCACAAAACAAUUACAGUGCAUCAGUUGUGCUUAAGAUCUAUAAAGGUUGGCUUGAGUGGAUGGAAUGAGUUUCCUUUCCGUUUUUUUAAGAUGCCUAUUAUUUCUAGGCACUUUAACUAUAUUUCAAAUCUAGUCGGUCACUGAUACUUGUCAUGCAAGUUAACACUAACAGGCUGACAAAGGGUUGUGGUUCCCGAGUGUGACACCAGUAUUGCCAAUAAAAUGUGUCGAGCCUGGUC